Messenger RNA from Jaminaea rosea, 1264 nucleotides. RefSeq names its product putative SEC14-phosphatidylinositol/phosphatidylcholine transfer protein. NCBI's taxonomy places the organism in Eukaryota, Fungi, Basidiomycota, Exobasidiomycetes, Microstromatales. The transcript has 7 exons. The record is from RefSeq and is a predicted model, not a curated record. Bases 274 to 1260 code for a protein of 328 amino acids.
AGCGCGCUUCUCAUUUGACCUGGUACUGAGGACUACGGUAGACUGUCUUCCUCUCCUUCGAGCAAGAGGAGUGUGCUUGACUAGACGUCCAUCACUCGUUCCUUCCCUUGGUCAAGACAGCGGAUCGACCCCUCCCUCCACCGCCUCGCAGAAUCAUCAGCAGCAGCAGCCCCUCAUCUCCGGCCUCAAGUUCAUAGACAGAGCUCCCCUCUCGUGCCCUCGCCUCCAUCUUCGGCCUAUCCUUCUCGCCCACUCAUACCCUCAUCUCUCACCAUGUUCGGCUCUUCACGACGCAACUCGCAGUCGUCUAUCGCGACUGGCUCGUCCAAGCUCUCCAAGAAGGACAUCAAGGCCAUGCAAGCAGCCAAAGAGCGUCAAAGCGGUAGGCCGGGACAUUUGGACCCGGGACAGGAGCACAAGCUGAAGCAGUUUAGGGCAAAGAUUGAGGAGGCAGGCAUCUUUAAUCCGGAGAGGCAUGAUGAUGCUUGUCUCUGCCGCUUCCUUCGAGCACGCAAAUGGGACGUCGAGGCUGCAUUGACCAUGUUCAAGGAUGCGGAGAAGUGGAGAAAGGAGUUCAAGGUGGACGAGCUCUACGAAAAUUUUGACUAUCCGGAAAAGGAGAAGGUCGAUGAGAUCUACCCGCAGUUCUACCACAAGCAAGACAAAGACGGUCGCCCGGUGUACAUCGAACAGCUCGGCAAGCUUGACCUGAGGAAGCUCUACGAGGUCACCACGCCUGAGCGCCAGCUGCAGAAGCUCGUCGUCGAAUACGAGAAGUUCCAAAGAGAACGUCUGCCCGUAUGCACGGCGCAAAAGGGCGAGCUCGUCGAGACUUCGUGUACUAUCAUGGAUCUGAAGAAUGUGGGGCUCAGCCAGUUCUGGAAGGUCUCGGGCUAUGUGCAGGAGGCGAGCAAGAUUGGGCAGUACUACUAUCCGGAGACGAUGGGCAAGCUCUACAUCGUCCACCCGCCUUGGCUCUUCAACACCGUCUGGAACGUGAUCAAGGGAUACCUCGACCCGGUGACAGUAGACAAGAUCCACAUUCUCUCUGACGACAAGCAGCUCCUCGAGCAGAUCCCGGAUGUGGACCUGCCCACCAUCGUAGGCGGCAAGUGCGACUGCGCAGACAAGGGCGGAUGCAUGUCCUCUGAUGCUGGACCGUGGAAUACUCCCGAUGGCAAGGAGAUCAUCGAGAAGGUCAAGCAGGAGGGCGGGGAGAAGAGGGAGAAGCACGAGGCCGGGGCGACGAAUGGCAAGUGAGAGC